GUUUCAACGUUCAAGCUCUGCAAGGACACAGACUUUGGCAUUUUUACCCGCCGGCACUGACUUAUUGGGCAUGACGCGGUAUGGAUAAUGAAGUACCACGCGCCUUAGUGGGGUGCAUGGUAUAUUCAUAUAGGGAUUCCGGGUGCGUGGCGGACUCGGUAGACUUGCGGGAAAAGUAUAUAUAAAGGGGUGUUGGUAGCUCUCGUGUUUCCGCUAGGAGCUCUGUACCACGAUCAUCUUCCAUCUAUUUCACUCAAGGAUACGUCUUGGCCAGUCAGGAUGAAGUCACUCUUCGUGUCCCUCCUCGUUUUCGCUAGCACAGCCAGCGCGCACUACACAUUCCCUGAACUCAUUGUAGGAAGCCAGAAGACUGGUUUAUGGUCCUACGUUCGCAAGACUACGAACUACCAGUCAAACGGCCCCGCAACCGAUGUAUCCUCUAAUGCUAUCCGUUGCUACGAGCUCUCUCCCGGUACAGGGUCGAAGACGUACACUGUUAGUGCAGGAGACACAGUCGGAUUUACCGCAGCGGCUUCAAUUUCCCAUCCAGGCCCACUUCAAUUCUACCUAGCUAAGGUACCGGCAGGAAAGACUGCGGACACUUGGGAUGGAAGCGGAAAUGUGUGGUUCAAAAUAUAUUCGCAGGGAGCUACAUUCUCCAGUGGUAAAAUGACAUGGCAAUCGAGCGGCAAGCAACAAGUCACCGUCCCUCUCCCCAAGUCCCUUCCUUCAGGCGAGUAUCUUCUCCGUGUCGAGCACAUCGCCCUGCAUAGCGCCUCUGGUGCUAACGGCGCGCAAUUCUACAUCUCCUGCGCGCAGCUGAAGGUUGAGAACGGUGGCAAUGGUAACCCUGGACCGCUGGUUAGCUUUCCCGGUGCUUACAAGCCGUCUGAUCCUGGCAUUCAAUUGAACAUCUACUAUCCUGUUCCAACUUCGUACACACCUCCAGGUCCGGCGGUCUGGAGUGGUUAGGCGAGGGUGAUCAUCUUUCAGGUUUGUGGUCUGAAGAAACACGAGCUCUCACCUACGCAUCUUUAUUCUACGGGAGCAAAAUCAAACUGUUAAAUUUGUAUCAGUAAAUCUAUCGUAAUUCCUCCCAUGGUU
Messenger RNA from Cucurbitaria berberidis CBS 394.84, 1104 nucleotides. Its product is annotated as lytic polysaccharide monooxygenase. The transcript has 3 exons. The record is from RefSeq and is a predicted model, not a curated record. Lineage: Eukaryota; Fungi; Ascomycota; Dothideomycetes; Pleosporales; Cucurbitariaceae. The coding region runs from base 280 to 972 and encodes 230 amino acids.